AUCUAUCGGCUACAGGCAGUACUACUCGCCAGGUUUGCCGUGAGAAGUGAUCAAAGGUGGUCAAGUGGACACCUGCGUCCAACUCCGUGGAGGGAGGACCUGUGAGCCGACUUGUCACAGAACCUUCCAGCAAAAACAAAGCUACAGUAUGUCUAAGUGGCUGAAUGAUGGGGAGGUGCUGGAAGGUCAAGGCAGCGGCGAGGCUGUACCUGUAAGCCCGCGACCUCAGAGCAUGUCAGCAGGGAGCCCCAGACUGGCCAGGGGCCGCAGCCCACUAAGCUCGCCCACCCCUAGAAAGGCAACAGCAAGCCCGCAAGCAGCAACCAUGGGGAAGGCCAAGCAGCUGUUUGUGUUGUGUGACAAAGAGGGGAAAGGCUUCAUCACGAAACGGGACAUGCAGAGGCUACAGGUGGAGUUGCCUCUGUCGCCCGAACAGCUGGAGACCGUAUUUGAGAGUUUGGACCGUGAGAGCAACGGGUUCCUUACACCACUUGAGUUCAGCACUGGACUUGGAGAGCUGAUGGGGCAUAACGACACGACUGAGCAGAGCCAAGAGCUUCCAGGCAAAGACAUAGACCAGGUGGACUGGUCGGAGGAUGCUGCUACAAUAAGACUUACUGACAUUCUGAAUGAGCUUGGCGCUGAUAAACUUUCUGACAGUCAGCAGGAGCUUUGUACUUUUUGGUGUGAGCUGCAGAGAGAGCGGCCAGAGCUGCUCAGGGUCCUGGAAGGCAUCCUGCUCCACGCUGUCACACAUCUGAGGGACUCCAUCAGAGAGAGAGACAGCCUGGAACAAGCUUUGCGCAGACGGGAGAGUGAACAUGAUCAAGUUGUUCAGUCUAUGUACGAAGAAAUGGAAAACCAAGUCCGAGAGGAACGAGAGAAACGCCUGGCUAAGGAGAGCAUCAGACAGAAGCAGAGAGGAAUACAGGUUGAGGAAGAGUUGAAGAUGCGGGACCAAGAGUUGGAGAUAACCUUGAGCAAACAGAAAGAGCUGGAGAGCAAAAUGCAGCAGCUCAUCUGUGAGCAGGCAAACAUCAAGGAACAGAACCAGGAGCUGCGCAGCCUCAACGUCCAGCUGCAGGAGCAGGCACAGAGUAGUAGGAUGCAGCUGCAGGCUGCUUUGUUUCAGCUGGCCCAGCUACAGCUCAGCGCUGCACAGGAGCAAGCGGCCAGACAGCAAAAUAUGAUCAAAGUGUCCAGAAACAUGCAGAAAGAGAAGGAUAGUCUCCUGCGACAACUCGGCUUGUUGAGGGACAUGAAUAAACGGCUGCGGGAUGAGAAAGAUGCCCAGCUGACCAAGAAUAGGAGUCCAAAUAUGGAAGAAACUUUGCAGAAGACAGGGUCAGUUGUAGGGCACUACUUUCUCCAAGAGAAGCCAGUGAAAAGACGGCUGAGCUCGUACGAUGAGCAGGAACAGGACACGGAGAAAAUAGCGAUAGAUUCAAAGGCAUCAUGUAGAGUCAGGUGUGAGAGAGUUGGGCAGAGCAGACUUAUGAGUCCUCCUCAGCACGUGUUCAAGUUGGUCUUCCUUGGUAGCUCAGGGGUGGGGAAGAGCGCCUUCAUCCAGCACUACUGCACAGGACAUUUCUGCAGCCCUAGAAGCGAAACUGCUGGUGUUGAUUUCCAGAUGAAGAUCAUCUCUCUGGGCUCUACCUCCAUCACCCUGCAACUGUGGGACACUGCCGGUCAGGAAAGGUUUCGCUGUAUCACCGACCAGUACUACCGCAAGGCUGACGCCAUCCUGGUAGUGUAUGACAUCACUUGGUCGGCCUCAUUCACCGCUGCGAGAGAGUGGAUAGACUCUGUGGAGGAGAAGAUGUGCGAUGGUGCGAUGCUCAUGCUGCUCGGAAACAAGCUGGACCUGGCUGACAGUCGCUGUAGGAAAGUCGCAGAGAAAGAUGGACAGAAGUUGGCAGAGCAGCACCGGGCCUCGUUUUUUGAAUGCAGUGCCAAAACUGGCGCGAACAUGGAGGAGCUGAUGACUCAUCUGGCUGAGAAGUUAAUUGCCCAGCUUGAUCGACAAAGUGAAGACACACUUUCCCUGACAGAGUAUGCUGCACAAAGAAGUUGUUGUAUGUAAUCGUAAAAAGACAAAUGUAUGAAAACGGGUUACAACUACCAGGGUUCAGCUGUUACCAGUUCUAAUGAUGAGACAGUUUUUGGGGUUGAGUUAAAGGUUCAAAUCACACCUAACAACGGGACUGUCACGUCCAGAGGUCAAGUUUUUCUUCCUGUGACUGUAUUAACACACUGUAUAGUCUUCUGUUUACUGAAAGUCAUGGUUACUGUAAAGUUUAUAUGCUUUUAGAAUGCUUUGAUUCAGUCAAAUAUAAUUGUUUUGUUGAA
Molecule: messenger RNA, 2349 nt
Organism: Phyllopteryx taeniolatus (common seadragon)
Lineage: Eukaryota; Metazoa; Chordata; Actinopteri; Syngnathiformes; Syngnathidae
Gene: cracr2b
Product: calcium release activated channel regulator 2B
Exons: 19
Coding region: 149-2083 (644 amino acids)
Biological process (GO): regulation of exocytosis; cellular response to insulin stimulus; neurotransmitter receptor transport to postsynaptic membrane
Cellular component (GO): trans-Golgi network transport vesicle; synaptic vesicle; plasma membrane
Molecular function (GO): calcium ion binding; GTP binding; GTPase activity
Source: RefSeq, a predicted model, not a curated record